AAGCUUUCUGUUAGCUAGCAUUAACAGCAGUGGUCUGUUAAUGCAAGAUCUCAGUCAUUCCUGCUCAAAAGGAUUGUUUUUAACUCCAAUUUUAUUAGUUUGUUCGUAAGAGGAAAUAAUAUAAGGGUGGAGCAGCGGUAGAGUUGCUGCCUUACAGUGCCAGAAAUCCGGGUUCGAUCCUGACUAUGCGUGCUGUUCGUACGGAGUUUGUACAUUCCCCCCGUGACUUGCGUAGGUUUUCUCCGGGUGCUCUGAUUUCUUCCCACAUUCCAACGACGUGCAGGUUGGUAGGUUAAUUGGCUCCCGUAAAUUGUCCCUAGUUUGUAGGAUAGAACUAGUGUAAGGUGAUUGUUGGCUGGCACGGACCCAGUGGGCCGAAGGGCCUGUUUCCACUCUGCUUCCCCAAACUAAGCUACUUGUCCAUUAAUUUAACUAUUACUGUACUAGUAACUAUUACUACUAACUAUAACUAUUCCAUGCUGUAUCUCUAGACUAAACGAAACAAAGAAUAUGUGACCAUUGUUUGAGCAGCUACAGAACUGAAACUGUGACAGAUGUAGGUGGUUCCAAUUUUAAUAAUUCCUGUCGGUAACCAAAGCAGAGCCGAAGCUCAGGUUACAUUUGCUUAGAUCAUAAUGGGGAAGGACAAACAUAGAUCACUUUACACUUCAAGUCGUAUUGAAACGAAUGGUUUUGUGAAUAAUUCCAGUUUCUGUUUUACAUGGUGAAAAUAACCUGUUUAGUUUGCUGGAUGUUAAUUUCCUGGAGAGGGUAUCUAGAGAAGACUGAACUAUCAACUGUUGCAAGGUUCCGCGGAUCCUUCGUCAAGCAACUGAGGAGCCAUGAGUUGGAGUUUGCUCCGUGAUGUUUUGAGUGGGGUGAAUCAGUAUUCCACAGUGGUGGGGAGAAUUUGGCUGAGCGUUAUGUUCAUAUUCCGAGUCCUCGUCUACGUGGUGGCAGCAGAACGGGUGUGGGGCGAUGAGCAGAAGGAAUUCACCUGCAACUCCGAGCAGCCCGGUUGCGAGAACGUGUGUUUCGACUACUUCUUCCCGGUGUCGCAAGCAAGGCUCUGGGCCCUGCAACUUAUCAUGGUCUCCACCCCUUCACUUCUGGUCGUCAUGCACGUGGGCUAUCGGGAACGCAGGGAGAAGAAGCACCACAAGAAGCUGUACAAGAACAAAGGGGACAUCGACGGGGGUCUGUGGUGGACCUACUUCUUCAGCCUGGUGUUCAAAACCGCGGUUGAACUCGGCUCCUUGUUGAUUUUUAACUGGAUGUUCCAUGGUUUCUCCGUCCCGCGCCUGUUGAAAUGUGAGACCUCGCCCUGCCCCAACACAGUGGAUUGUUUUGUCGGACGGCCGACAGAGAAGACUGUCUUCCUCUACUGCAUGGCCACCACCUCCUCGCUCUGUAUACUGCUGAACAUCUGCGAGAUGAGCUACUUGGUUGCCAAGCACUGCAGUGAAUACUGCGAGAAGAAACCCAGCAAGAAAAUGCAGAGGUUCAAGUGUGGGUGUGAGCCGCACCAGUUAAAAUAUGACCAUCUCAAAACUUUUAAAAAUGGCACCGCAAAAUCUGUGGCAAGCAUUCACUCAUUGUGAAACCGGGGGGGGGGAAUCGCUGGGACAAUCCCUGUUUCUAACCCGCUUUGAGGGAUAUCAACGUGCACCUAUCUGCUUUCAUCUGAAAUGAGCAAACAUAAACUAACUUAGAUCGCAGAACCUAUGAAGAAACAUUCCUUGUUUAAAUGCAUUGCCCCACCCCCUAAAACUGAUGGGUGGCGCAGGGGUGGAGUUGCUGCCUUACAGCACCAGAGACCCAGGUUUGAUCCUGACUACUGGCGCUGUCUGUAUGGAGUUUAUACGUUCUCCCUGUGACUGAGUGGGUUUGCUCCGGGUGCUCCGGUUUCCUCCUACUCUCCAUUGAUGUACCGAUUUGUAGAUUCAUUGGCUUCGGUAAAAUUGUAAAUUGUUGCUAGCGUGUAAGAUAGUCCUAGUGUACGGGAUGAUUGCUGGUCAGUGUAGGCUCGGUGGGCAGAAAGGCCUGUUUCCACGUUGUAUCGCUAAAGUCUAAAGUAAAGAAUGUAUGGAAAAGAGAAUUCAUCAUGAUUCCAAUAUGUACAGUCAAAUGUUAUUGGAAGAAUAUCCUCUAAAGAUGGCGAUGGGUCAUGAUGUCUAUUUUCGUGCAUGUCAUUAUUUCACAAGGUCUAGGAGCAGAAUUAGGCCGUUUAGGCCAUCAAGUCUAUUCCGCCAUUCAAUCAUGGCUGAUCUAUCUUUCCCUCUCAAUCCCAUUCUCCUCCCUUCUCCCCACAUCGUACUAAUUAAAAUUCUGUCAAUCUCCACCUUAAACAUAUCCCAGAGAGGGAUCCACUAUCAUUCAAUACAAUUGCCCACACUUUUAAAUCUAAUUUCCGCUUGUAGCUCUAUCACUAUUUCCAGUUUUUUCUUCCAAAAAUAAAUUUUAUUCAGAAUAAAAAAUAUAUACAAAACAAGAGCAGUGCAAAAAUCUCUUUCAACAUUCUCAGCGUCUGUGCAUACAUUAGUGUGAUAUAUGGGAGUGUUUGCAACUAUCAUUAAACCAAGCACCUUUACCACUCUUGUGGCCCCCUGGGGUGAUAUCCCUUCCUUUAUUUGGGGGGUGUCCCCAUCGGACUUUGCCCCUCAAUGUCCAGCAGCGGAAUGACCCUAGACUGUGGUCCUCCCCCACAUGACCUUGGUGUUGGUUGCACCAAGCUUCAGCGAGUCCCUCCUGCAGUCUGGAAUGGGCCGGUCGGCAACAUUGUGUGUGUAGGAAGGAACUGCAGAUGCUGGUUUAAACUGAAGAUUGACACAAAAAGCUAGAAAGCUAUUACGAAGAUGCUGGAGUAACUCAGCGGGUCAGCCAGCAUCUCUGGAAAAAAGGAAUAGGUUACUUUUCCGGUUGAGACUUCUUCUAUUCCAUUUCUCCAGAGAUGCUGUCUGACCCGCUGAGUUACUCCAACUUUUUGUGUCCAUCUUCAGUCAGCAACAUUCCCUGAAGCUGUACUAACAAUAUUAAUCUAUAUUCUGCACUGUAGUAUCUUUCUCCUCCACCUUUUGUAUUUGUGUUUGGCUUGAUGGAUUCAUCGAGACAAUUAUCUGAUUUGACUGGAUAGCACACAAACAAAAGCUUUUCACUGUUCCUCGGUACACAUGACAACAAUAAACCUUAACCUAAAUGAGUAGAUUAUUAAUGGUGCUGCCGAAAGCUCUUUUAUUUCCUUCAUAUGCAUUUAUAAAGAUGGCUAAUGUGUAGGUAAACAGCAUGAACAAAGUUCCUAGCUUUCCCUUUGAACUGUGAAAUAAAACCUGUGUUUUCAGAAACCGCAAAGGUGAUUGUACAGCUGAGAGAGGCAAAGACAGGGAUUAAAACCAUGCAAAGUCAGUGAAUGACAAAUGUUGUAUUUGAAUGUUUACAAUGCACACCCGUCACUCACCAAAUAUGCCGUGCGACACCAAGAGCUAUUUACGGGUGCAUGUAUUUGUUUGAUGAGAAGCCCUGGGAGGUGUCCUAUAUGGAACAGGUUUAGUCCUAUCAAAGGCAUGCAUUGUGUUGCUGCAAAGCAGGGAAGGCAGGUGGAUAAUAACAAAUAUGCCUUUCCAUAAAAUUUGCAUCAGCGUCAUUGACGCCCGAGGGUAUGAGUUACCGUACGGAACACAUUCUCCACAAAUAUGCCUGCUCUGUCAGUGAAGUGGAUAAAGUGGGAAGUGGCAUUCUCGUCCAGCUGUCAUGACUUUACUUUGUCUAUCACUCACUGGUGGAUGAACCAACUUACCUGCUGAGCAUAGACACAAAAAGCUGGAGUUACUAACUCAGCGGGCCAGGCAGCAUCUCUGGAAAAAAGGAAUAGGUGACCUUUCGGGUCGAGACCCUUCUUCAGACUGAGAGUCAGGGGAAAAGGGCACGAGAGGCGUAGAUGGUGAUGUAGAGGGAUAUAGAACAAAUGAAUGGAAGGUGUAGAAAAAAAUACCGUUGAUAAAGGAAACUGGCCAUCGUUAGCUGUGGGCUAGGUGAGAAUGAGUUACAGACAAUGAGACUUACCAGGACGACAAUGAAACUACUACAAUAACUAGGGCGGGGGGUGGAGAGAGAGAUGGAAUGCAAGGGUUACUUGAAGUUAGAGAAAUCAAUAUUCUAGCAAAAUAUGAGGUGCUGUUCCUCCAAUUUGCGCUGGGCCUCACUCUGACAAUGGAGGAGGCCCAGGACAGAAAGGUCAGUAUGGGAAUGGGAGGGGGGAAUUAGAGUGUUUAUCUACUGAGCAUGUUGUUCGUUCAUGCAAGAGAAGACUCUGAACUUUGGCCCAUGAUGAUUUUACUCAUUGAGUUUGAGUUUACGUUAUUGCCACAUGCACCGAGGUAUAGUUAAAAGCAUUGCAAAGAAAGAUGAAAAUUAGAAAUUUGUCAGCACCAAAUCGUGCCGAUGCUUGUGUACUGCCGAGGUGAGGCUUGCUGCAUGCUUUUACCGGGUUGCAUGCAAACAAAGCAUUUCACUGUACCCAGGUACAUGUGACAAUAAAGUAUCAUUGAAUCAUUGAGUAUUUAGACAUGAUUCUGAAGAAGGGUCUCGACCUGAAACAUCACCUAUCCAUGUUCCCCAGAGAUGCUGCCUGACCCGCUGUGUUACUCCAGCACUUUGGGUCCUUUAGUGCAUCCGCAGUUCAUUGUGUCUACGGGCAGUAUUGCAAUCUCCUAAUUGGAAGUUGAGCGCUCAGAUGCUGGGUGAAGAUAGAAAUAGUUUGCCUGUGGUGCUUCCUGCAGGCAAAGAGCCUGCUGUCAAGCACAGCCUAGGCAAAGAUGCCAGGUAAUCACUUUCAACCCAGCCAUGAUAGCGAAGGUCCCUCCUCCCAACAUUGAAUCCCCACCUGCACCAGCGUCUCAUCCGAGACUGAAGAGGUGAUCAAUACCCUCAGGAGGAAAAAGGGGAAAAAAAAUGACGUACUUCCAAAAUAAAUUAAUGUUAUGAACAAUUAUAGAAGAUGCCAGGAGAUGUGGCUUGGGUCAGGUAGUUACUAUAAUGAGGAAGGACAGGUAAGACAUUUUAGCAUAUAAACCCAAUUAUCAGAAUGCUCCAGGUACUGCUCAAGGGAAGGUGAAGAAACGUUUUAACUAGAGAGAGCUACAUACUUCUCAGAAAUAAGACAUUUCAGCGACCCUCACACUGUUGUUUCUGGUGUCCUGCAAAGACACAUAUAGACCUUCUUCAUCGUGGUGCUGGUCUUGACCAUCAUUGUGCAAAAACACGAGGGGUCACUUUCCACGUGUACAUUGAUGACACUCAACAUUACCACUCCCCCCUCCCCCCCUUCUGUCUCCAAAGUUGGUAAAACGUUUGCCCAAUAUUGGUUAACAGAUAAGCAGAUACAUGAUAAAGGGAAUAACAUGGAUAGCAUAGUUCUUCUUCUUUUCAUGUUCAUCUUGUUACAAAUGUUGACAUUGCUGUCAUCGUCCAUCCUGAAAAGGACGCAAGCUUCUGGCGACAAUCAGUGGAAGCCAUCACUUGUCGCAAUAGAUGCUGGUGGUAGCAGAAUUAGCUCAGGAUACUUCCAGUUUCCAGCCCUGCGACGUGGACGCUUCUGCUAUGAGGCAUAAUUAAAGUAAGAAAUGCCAUAUUUGGAGUUGAGAUUUAAGAGAAUGGAGCGAUUGUAAGACAUGAUUGCAGAUCCACCUCUGUGACCAGCACACAAAGAGUCCCCUGGCUUGGGCGCCAUCUUGGACGAAAUUGCCCAGUAGUUACGCAGAUUUAUUGGAGCUGGCAAAAAUAAACAUAUUUGGUGCAAAUCGGAUGAGCCCAUUGCACAUACUUGAACAUGAUAAUAAACUGGUUCCAUUUAGAUUUUUGUGUAAAGUGAUGCAAAACAUUAAACAAUCAAAUAAGUAACCGGUUGGAUUAUAAAAGUAUUUAUUUUAUCAUAUGGUGUUUUGGGACAUUGUGUAAGUCGUGGGAUGAGCAUGAAUACGACUCCUAAGAGAGGGACAUGCAUCUGAUCCAGAUUAUGUUCAGCGUAGUAAUUCUAUUAUUUAUCCUUCCUUCACCAUGACAUUUCUUGUACACAUUCUCUACUUCCAUGAUUGUCAGGGCUGCAACUAAUUGCUUUCAUCAGAGGGCAUUAAAAAUUAUCCAUCCAUGUAAGAUUAGUCACUUUCUUCAUUCGUGGAAGAGAAUGACAUGUUCAUUUCUUUAAAAUACAUGUUACCUAAAUUGGUUUUUACUUCAAUAUGGCAAUUUUUCUAGGUCAAUAGACACAAAAUGUUGGAAUAACUCAGUGGGACAGGCAGCAUCUCUAGAUAGAUGGAAUGGGUGACGUUUCGGGUCGAGAUUCUCGACCCAAAAUGUCACCCAUUCCUUCUAUCCAGAGAUGCUGCCUGUCCCACUGAGUUACUCCUGCAUUUUGUGUCUAUCUUUGGUGUAAACCAGCAACUGUAGUUCUUUGCUACAGUGUUUCUUGGUCAUUUGUUUGUGGUAUAGGCCAAACAAACAACUAGACUUGAGUUGUGACCAUUCAUAAAAUUUAACAAAAUUACUGGCUUAGUUGCUAUCAGUCUAUCAGUUAUUAUAUUAAUAGCUGUCUAUCAGUGCUUACUAUUUUACAUUUUGUAGACAGAUACUCACUUUAAUAAUUCAUUGUUUACAAUUCAAUCUAAAAUGACAAUUCCUUAGAUUCUAUAUGCCAAAUGUACUUUUAAUAUUUUAGCCAAUUGUGUGUGCUUUAUGAUAAGAGUGCUAUAGGCACUUUGCGUUUUACCUAAGGGUUACAUGUUUGAAAUAUGUUGCGUAAUGUCAAAACACAUAAAUUAAACAUAGAAGUUACUAAAUUUGAGCGCAUCAUUCUGAAAAUAUAAGGGUGUAAAUCAAGCUUUGGUAUUAAAGGACCAAAUGCAUUAUUUCAAAAACGUAUACAACAAAGAAACGUAAGACGUGGGGUGCCUGAUCUUUCACUGUGUGACUUUACUAAUUUUACAAUGUCACAUUAACAAUUUCAUAAGAUUGUCAGCAUGCACAAAUUAAGGUAAAAAUGAAAGUGUCUCAUGUUUCAAGUAAAUUCAUUUUACAAUAAUUCCCAAGGACUAAUUUGUGAAAUUGCAUAUGCCUGUACAGUU
Leucoraja erinaceus (little skate) is the source of this 7115-nucleotide messenger RNA. RefSeq names its product gap junction beta-7 protein-like. The transcript is spliced from 2 exons. NCBI's taxonomy places the organism in Eukaryota, Metazoa, Chordata, Chondrichthyes, Rajiformes, Rajidae. Bases 843 to 1601 code for a protein of 252 amino acids. Gene Ontology annotation, cellular component: connexin complex. The record is from RefSeq and is a predicted model, not a curated record. Gene Ontology annotation, biological process: cell communication.